This is a messenger RNA of Lottia gigantea (owl limpet), 564 nucleotides long. RefSeq lists its product as hypothetical. The record is from RefSeq and is a predicted model, not a curated record. Bases 1 to 564 code for a protein of 187 amino acids. The transcript has a single exon. Lineage: Eukaryota; Metazoa; Mollusca; Gastropoda; Lottiidae.
AUGGGAGAAAGAUACGAACAAAACUGCCAGAAUUACAAGAAUUUUCGAAAGAAGAUUAUGAAGUUAGAGAUAGAGAUAGCGAACAGAAGGAAAAAGGAAGGAAAUAAUAAUAGUAUUUCAAUAGGUGAUAGAGUUUUAGUGAAACAAGAUCAUCAUAAUAAGUUCUCAACAAAAUUUAAUCCUAAAAUAUUCAAAGUUAUUCACAAAUUUGGAAAUAGUGUAAUUGUAGAAACUGUAGAGAAACCCUAUGUGCGUUAUAAGCGAAAUGUUACACAUAUUAAGAAGUAUUAUGAAAGUGAUCGUAAUCGGGAAAUCAAAAGUGAAACAUCAAAUAAAAAUGUAUUUGAUGAUAUAUCUUAUAAAGUGCCAAAUCAAAAUGAUCAUAGUGCUAUAUUCGGAAAUGAUCAUACUAUUGUGCCAAAUCAGAAUAUAAAUCCUGAUAGUGUUUCAAAUCAAUCAAAUAUUGAUCAUGAUGAUUCAAGUGAUGAAAGUAUUAAAACUUUCAAUUCGUAUCAACGACCUAAGCGUAAUCGGAAAAGACCUCUCCGAUAUCGAAAUGAUUAA